Messenger RNA from Puma concolor (puma), 1592 nucleotides. RefSeq names its product lectin, mannose binding 1 (gene LMAN1). The record is from RefSeq and is a predicted model, not a curated record. Gene Ontology annotation, biological process: endoplasmic reticulum to Golgi vesicle-mediated transport. Gene Ontology annotation, cellular component: COPII-coated ER to Golgi transport vesicle; Golgi membrane; endoplasmic reticulum membrane. Lineage: Eukaryota; Metazoa; Chordata; Mammalia; Carnivora; Felidae. Gene Ontology annotation, molecular function: D-mannose binding.
AUGGCGGGAUCCAGGCAUAGGGGUCCCCAGGCCAGAGUUCGGUCUCUUUUCUGCGCCCUGCUGCUGUCGCUUAGUCGUUUCGCCGGGGGCGACGGCAUGGGAGGCGACCCCGCGGCCGCUGGUGCCGCGGGCACCGCAGCCGCACUGCCACACCGCCGUUUCGAGUACAAAUACAGCUUCAAGGGGCCGCACCUGGUGCAAAGCGACGGGACAGUGCCCUUCUGGGCCCACGCGGGGAAUGCUAUUCCAAGUUCAGAUCAAAUUCGAAUAGCACCCUCUUUAAAAAGCCAAAGAGGAUCAGUGUGGACAAAGACAAAAGCAGCCUUUGAAAACUGGGAAGUUGAGGUGACAUUUCGAGUGACUGGAAGAGGUCGAAUUGGAGCUGAUGGCCUGGCAGUUUGGUAUACAGAAAAUCAAGGCUUGGAGGGUCCUGUGUUUGGAUCAGCUGAUAUGUGGAAUGGUGUUGGAAUAUUUUUCGAUUCUUUUGACAACGAUGGAAAGAAAAAUAAUCCUGCUAUAGUAAUCAUAGGCAACAAUGGACAAAUCCAUUAUGACCAUCAAAAUGAUGGCGCCAGUCAAGCUUUAGCGAGUUGCCAGAGGGACUUUCGUAAUAAACCCUAUCCUGUCCGGGCAAAGAUCACAUAUUACCAGAAAACACUGACGGUGAUGGUCAAUAAUGGCUUCACACCAGAUAAAAAUGAUUAUGAAUUUUGCGUCAAAGUGGAUAAUAUGGUUAUCCCUCCUCAAGGACAUUUUGGAAUAUCUGCUGCAACUGGAGGGCUCGCAGAUGACCACGAUGUCCUUUCUUUCCUGACUUUCCAAUUGACUGAGCCUGGGAAAGAGCCGCCUACACCAGAUAAAGAAAUUUCAGAAAAAGAAAAAGAAAAGUAUCAGGAGGAAUUUGAGCACUUUCAACAAGAGUUGGAUAAAAAAAAGGAGGAAUUCCAGAAGGGCCACCCUGACCUUCAAGGGCAUCCUGCAGAUGAAAUAUUUGAGAGUGUAGGAGAUCGUGAGCUGAGACAAAUCUUUGAAGGACAGAAUCGUAUCCAUCUUGAAAUCAAGCAACUGAACCGACAAUUAGAUAUGAUUCUUGAUGAACAGAGAAGAUAUGUCUCUUCCUUGACCGAGGAGAUCUCUAAAAGAGGAGCAGGAAUCCCAGGGCAGCAUGGACAGAUCACUCAGCAAGAGAUGGAUACUGUUGUGAACACUCAGCAUGAGAUUCUGAGACAAGUAAAUGAAAUGAAGAAUUCCAUGAGUGACACCGUCAGACUGGUCAGUGGCCUCCAGCAUCCGGGAUCUGCAGGGGGAGUUUAUGAGUCGACCCAGCACUUCAAUGACAUCAAAGAACACCUCCACAUAGUGAAGAGGGACAUAGAUCACUUGGUGCAGCGAAAUACGCCAUCACAUGAAAGGCCGAAAUGCCCAGAACUACCACCAUUUCCAUCGUGUUUAUCUACGAUGCACUUUGUUAUAUUUGUAGUGGUACAAACGGUGUUAUUCGUGGGUUAUAUCAUGUAUAGGACUCAGCAAGAAGCAGCUGCCAAAAAAUUCUUUUGACCACCAUUUUCCUAUGUGUUCAUCAUGUAUGUGUG